GGAGGCACACAGCGCGAGGAAGACGGGGCAGAGAUAAGGGAGGCUCCUCGCAGCCCUGCUGGGAGAACUUGACACUUUGCAGCCCGCAGCAGCCAGCAUGGUUGUCCUGAGCCCGGUGGCUCGGGGGAUUUAUCUUCAGCUUUUCUUCCGCCUCAUCGUGUCCCAGCCCACCUUCAUCAACAGCGUGCUCCCCAUUCCAGCAGCCCUUCCCGGCCUGGACCAGAAGAAGCGUGGCAGCCACAAAGCAUGCUGCCUGCUGACCCCCCCUCCGCCCCCUCUCUUCCCACCACCGUUCUUCCGAGGGGGCCGAAGCCCGCUUCUCUCCCCAGAUAUGAAGAAUCUCAUCCUGGAGCUGGAGACCACACAGGAGCCCCUGUGCAUGCAAGGGUCACUCAGCUCCCCUGGGCCUCCGGGCCCCCAGGGCCCACCGGGGCUUCCUGGCAAGACAGGACCAAAGGGAGAAAAGGGGGAGCUAGGCCGACCAGGAAGGAAGGGUAGACCUGGCCCCCCCGGGGUGCCUGGCAUGCCUGGGCCUGUCGGCUGGCCCGGCCCUGAAGGCCCCAGGGGUGAAAAAGGCGACCUAGGUGUGAUGGGCUUGCCAGGGUCGAGAGGACCAGUGGGCUCCAAGGGCCACCCUGGAUCCAGAGGGGAGAAGGGGUCCAGAGGUGAAAGGGGGGACUUGGGCCCCAAAGGAGAAAAGGGUUUCCCAGGAUUUCCUGGAAUGUUGGGGCAGAAAGGUGAAAUGGGGCCAAAGGGUGAGCCUGGGAUGGCAGGACACCGGGGGCCCACGGGAAGACCAGGAAAACGAGGCAAACAGGGGCAGAAGGGAGACAGUGGAGUGAUGGGCCCACCAGGCAAACCUGGGCCUUCUGGUCCACCUGGCCGUCCAGGUCCCCCAGGCCCCCCGGGCCUCCCAUCUGCAGGACAACUUGUAAUGGGACCCAAGGGGGAAAGAGGAUUUCCCGGGCCUCCAGGAAGAUGUCUUUGUGGAACUCCCACAAAUGUGAACAACCGUCCCUAUGGGGAGUCGGCGUAUGGGCCCAGUUCCCCGCGAGUCCCCGUGAUUUUUGUGGUCAACAACCAGGAGGAGCUUGAGAGGCUGAACACCCGAAACGCCAUUGCCUUCCGCAGGGAUCAGAGGUCUCUCUACUUCAAGGACAGCGUUGGCUGGCUGCCCAUCCAGCUGACUCCUCUCUACCCGGUGGACUACGCCGCGGACCCCCGCGGCUUCUGUGGGGACGGGGUCCUGCAGCCUGGGGAGGAGUGUGAUGACGGCAACGCGGACGCGGGUGACGACUGCAUCCGCUGUCGCCGGGCCUACUGUGGAGACGGCCACCGGCACAGGGGCGUGGAGGACUGUGACGGCUCUGACUUCGGCCACCUGACCUGUGAGACCUAUCUCCCCGGGUCGUAUGGAGACCUGCGGUGCACCCCGUACUGCUAUAUCGACUCCACGCCCUGCCGCUACUUCACCUGAGGGCCGCCUGGAGGAGGCAGCCCUACCACGGAGCUGGCAGCAGCCCCUCCACCCUUGGCAGACUGACCUCGCCUGUCCUGGUCCAGUUUCCACCACCUUUGAGCGACAGAAACAAGGACAAACUCUUGCUGCUAAGACGUGCUUUUAACUCAGUCCGACUGGAGGAACUUAGGACACUUGCAUCCUGUCCUAACCCCAAGUCCCAGGACUCCUCCACGUGCCCAGCCUGGGAACUGCUCCCCGUCGCACCCUCUGGCCCGACAGCCGGCCUGCAGGGCCCUUUCCUCCCGAUGCUGUGGACUUGGCUUCGCACUGUUAGACACACACGACUGUUGGAGUUUGCUCUCAUCUUGGGGUGUCUGGGGGGCAGGCCUCUCCCCUCCUCUGACCUCUGGGACUGUGAGCAUUCUCACCCGGCCCUGGGGACCACAGAGCAGGGACAUGGGCCCAUUCUUGGGGUGGCCCCCAGCUCUGGGCCUGCCCAGGGACCCCCCAACUGGCCACAGCCCAGCAAGGCCUCCUGUGGAUGCGGCCCUCCCAGGAAGAGCCCCCAACUGUGAAAAAGGACUGAGGAUGCCGCCCAGCCCGCGCUUUGCCCCGGGGGGUGCUUGCCGUGCGAAAGAAAGCAGGGCAGUGGCCUCCCCAUCCCUGGCACCGUCCUGACCUCGCAGCUCUGUGCACUUGGGCCUCUGUCUCAUAAGCGGCCCUCUGCCCCUCUCUCAGUCAGGAGAUUCGCUGGCAGGCAGGCCGUUGGUGGGUCCCUGGGAAAGUGCCGCCUGGUUUCCCGCCUGGCCCCACGACUGAGCAUGAGGUGCGAGCUCUGGGCACUGUCCUGUCUGUCCUGAGCGCCAGUCCCGGCUGCCUGCCAACUCCUGUCGCCCUGGGACCGCCUCCUGUGUCUCCGUGGUGCGUGCCCGUGUGCCAGAGCCCCCGUGUCUACAGGAUCGUGAGUCCUGCGUGUCCGUGAACCGCCUUUCACCUCCAUCUUUCCUGAGUGGGGCUUAGCUUUGUUUGGGAAAGACAUCUUUCCCACAGCAGACCUCAAAUGGGACGUGCCUGCUGGUCACCAGGUGGAGGGACACUCCUGGGCUCAUGUACAAGGCUGUUAACUGUGCCUAAGUCUCAGGCCGUCGGCGUAGUGAUGGUGGUUUGUCGUGGGCAGGAUCAGCCCAGGGGUGGUGUCCAGAGGGACCACUGGUCAGCCUGGUUCCCUCAGCCUCUACCGCAAUUCCUGGGGUGAUGUUACAUGGCCCACGUCGUCCCAUGUGAAGCCACCGCCUUCAUACUGGGACCUCCAGAUGGGAAAUCAGUAAAUA
Molecule: messenger RNA, 2793 nt
Organism: Camelus dromedarius (Arabian camel)
Lineage: Eukaryota; Metazoa; Chordata; Mammalia; Artiodactyla; Camelidae
Gene: COLQ
Product: collagen like tail subunit of asymmetric acetylcholinesterase
Exons: 17
Coding region: 98-1477 (459 amino acids)
Biological process (GO): extracellular matrix organization
Molecular function (GO): extracellular matrix structural constituent conferring tensile strength
Source: RefSeq, a predicted model, not a curated record